CUCAGUCCUGUCGGCUCAGACCUGCAGAUUGCUGUGAGACUAGGACCACCUUAGCGGAUACUGUGCAUGUCGGACAAAUAUUCUCCAUUCCUGGUCCUGGUUCAGGGUUCCAUGCAGAGAUCGUCUAUUCUUACUCCUCAUGACGGCGGACUUUGCCCUCUACCGGAGCUCCGCAGACUCUGUUAGACUUUAGUCUGAGAACUUCCGACCAUGGAGACGCUGCGUCUGGGCUGCAGGGUCUGCAGCACCAACUCUGUGAAGAUCAAGGAGAUGAAGCAUCAUAUACGCUCAAAGAUGCAUCAGAAGGAAAUGAAAAAAAUCUUCGGGAAAGCUCAGUUCACUGGUUGUGGUUUUCCCAUGAUUGCACUGAAGGACCCCCAGAUCCAGAAGGAAAUGAUACAGCCCAUCAUCGGUUUGUCCCUGCUGACCCUCUGUUUCAGUCCAGACACAGCCAUCUUCUUCUACCUGUGCCACGUCUGUGAGGAAAAGUGUUUACCCAGGAACCUCUGCAGCCACCUCUACUCUAGUGACCACUGCAGCAACUACUUUACCUACACAGACCCCAACGUCAUGAGCUUUUCCUGGACACCGAGUCUGGACAUGAGCGUGAUUCUGCGGAAGGAGGUCCGAGAGGAGGCCAGUAAAGCAGAGAGCAGACAGCUGCAGAUGCUGGAUUUAACAGAGUCCCUGCUAAGGAAGCUGGAGUCACUCACCUACUCUGAAGUGAUCAGAUGUCUGUGUGAAAAUGACAAACUCAGGAAACUACUGGAAGUGCAGCCGAAGAGGACGAUGAUACAAGCGUACCAAAGAGACCCCAGCAGGAAGCAUCCUCUUCUAGGCAUGCAGCACGUUGUUGAAUGUGUUGGACCCACUGAGAGGAGACACUACCUCUGCACCCUCUGCAAGCUAACCCUGUCCACUCACAUGAUCAUCAAACACGUCCUGAGCUUUGACCACAUCUACUGCUAUUUUAGAGAGUAUCAUCCCUCUACUCUGCUGUCCAAGGAGAGCUACAGCGUCUACAGCCCUCCAUCGCUCUCCACCAUGAUCAGUAACUUGGCCAAGCAGACGGAGGAGAUCCACGGCUCUGCCAGCACUGAUAUGAAGCAAAUACAACUGGAGCUGGCUGAAUUCACAUCUGUUGAUUUCCCCUGUUACAGCAAAGCUUUGGAUGCGCUGGAAUCUAUCAGAAAGAAAAGGAAGGAGAGCAGUUUGGUUACAGUCCCCGUUCCAGGGAAGAAGCUGGGUUUUUCCUCCUCAGAGAGCCAUGGGGAGUCUUGGACGUUAUCUGUGAAAAUAUCCUGUCAGGACUGCGAUGUCGACCUCUCUUACUUUGGUGCCUAUCUGAAGCAUCUGACGUCCUGGCAUCACAGACAGGCAGUGGAGAACACGUUUGGCAGAGCGGAGAGAUCUGAUGGUUAUGAACCUAAAGGAAAGAUCCCCUACAUGCAGUCGUACACCCACCUCCAGGACUGCAGGAAGCACACUCAGCUGGCUGUGGGUGUUUCCCUGCUGGUGAUGUGUGUCUGCUCUGAGGUUCAGGUGGAACCCAUCAGUGUCUGCUUCGCUUGUGCAGAAUGUUUCCUGGAGUCUUCGGCUGUCAAACAUCUAACCUCCCGCAAACACAUGGUUCACACUCUGCUCUACUUGGAUCCCUGGAAGCUUCCUCUGGGAUGGGAGAACAAGGAGGAUUUUGGAGACCUGUGGUCUCUGGCCUGGACGAAGGAAAGAGAAAGAGAGGCACACCAAAUGACCAUGAAGAUCCUUGAUCUGCCAUACCGGAUUUUUAAGCAGCUUUUCCCACCAUGCUACACCACAGUGAUGAUGACUCUCAGAAACCACUACACUCCUCUAAGGAGAGGAGUUCCAAAGUGUGAAACGUUCAGUAAAGACAAAGAAAACGGGAAGUUUCCUCUCCUGGGUAGACAUUUCAUGGUCAUGCACUAUAUCUGUGACAGACUUGGUCAGCCCACGGAAGUGGGCUUCUUGUGUACGCUUUGUCGGAGGAGGCUUAUAAACAAGGAAUUUUACACCCAUGUGUUCAGCCGAGAACACAUCACAGCAUUUCUAAAAAGUUUCCACCCUGGGUCGAUGAAUCCAGGAAUGGACUCAGAGAUCCUGCUGGACCUGGCAAAGCAGGCAGGAAGUGAUCACACCACACUGAAUGUGCAGGAAAUCCAGUUAGACCGGUCCAUUUGGGAGCCAUGCUCAUAUCAACAGGCAUAUUCCCUCCUCACAUAUAUCAAACACAAACAAGGGCGAGGAAAACUCUUACCCCCCAUCACUGCCAAAAAGAAGCUGGUCCCCAGAGUCACACUGACAACAGAAAAAGACGGCUCUGAGAAAAAGACUAUGGAGCACUGUGAGAAGGCUGGAGGAGGAGCUAACACCACCAAUAAACCAGAGAGUAGAGUCAAAGAGGAAGAGGAAGUGGACAUGAAGAGUCCAACACAGAGUGAAAACAGAUCAGUGAAAGCUUGUGCAGAGGAGACACAGAGCAGUAAGACAUGCCCGGCACUGAAGGAGGAGAUGAUCGAAGAGCCAAUAGUGACAAGACUGCAUGAGGAAAAGAGCAGGGAAACGGCAGCAGAGGCAGACGUCAAACCUGGCCAGACUGUCAGAGACAGAGCACUGAAGCUCCAACAACCUGACCGCCUGUGGAAAUAUCUCCAGAAGACAAGCAGAGCGCCUGUGAUCGGCUUAAGUGCUCUUAUUGAAUGCUGCUGUGAUGGACGCCAUCCCAUCUACCUCUGUCAGUGCUGCUCUGUGAAGAUCCAGGAGAACGAAGUGAUCAGCCAUGUUACCAGAGCGCAGCACCAGAAGAUGUAUUUGGUGGGUUUCCAGCAGCUCCCAUGUCCACCAGGGAUGAAGAAGGGGAUGAAAUUCUCCCAUUUUGCUUCUCUGUUGGAGAAGGACAUGGGAUAUGGAGAGGCUCAGGUUGUGGAUCUGGAUGAUGAGAUCUACAAUAAGGUCUUACAUCAGAGUUUUGAUUUGGCCCUCCAGACAGUAAAGGCAGUACAGACAGAGGGAAUAGUUCCUGAAUCCCCCUUAAACUCUGCUCCACCUGAGGCUUGGUCUGAGGCUCCGUCUAAGGCUCCAUCUCAGGCUCAGUCUGAGGCUCAGUCUGAGGCUCCGUCUGAGGCUCAGUCUGAGGCUCCAUCUCAGGCUCAGUCUGAGGCUCAGUCUGAGGCUCCGUCUGAGGCUCAGUCUGAGGCUCCAUCUCAGGCUCAGUCUGAGGCUCAGUCUGAGGCUCCAUCUCAGGCUCAGUCUGAGGCUCAGUCUGACGCUCAGUCUGAGGCUCCGUCUGAGGCUCCGUCUGAGGCUCAGUCUGAGGCUCCAUCUCAGGCUCCGUCUGAGGCUCCGUCUGAGGCUCCGUCUGAGGCUCCAUCUCAGGCUCCGUCUGAGGCUCCGUCUGAGGCUCCGUCUGAGGCUCAGUCUGAGGCUCAGUCUGAGGCUCCAUCUCAGGCUCAGUCUGAGGCUCAGUCUGAGGCUCCAUCUCAGGCUCAGUCUGAGGCUCAGUCUGACGCUCAGUCUGAGGCUCCGUCUGAGGCUCCGUCUGAGGCUCAGUCUGAGGCUCCAUCUCAGGCUCCGUCUGAGGCUCCGUCUGAGGCUCCGUCUGAGGCUCCAUCUCAGGCUCCGUCUGAGGCUCCGUCUGAGGCUCCGUCUGAGGCUCAGUCUGAGGCUCCAUCUCAGGCUCAGUCUGAGGCUCAGUCUGAGGCUCCAUCUCAGGCUCAGUCUGAGGCUCAGUCUGAGGCUCCAUCUGAGGCUCAGUCUGACACUCAGUCUGAGGCUCAGUCUGAGGCUCAGUCUGACGCUCAGUCUGACGCUCAGUCUGAGGCUCCAUCAGAUCCAUCUGAGGCUCUGUCUGACGCUCAGUCUGAGGCUCAUUCUGAGGCUCCAUCUCAGGCUCAGUCUGAGGCUCAGUCUGAGGCUCCAUCUCAGGCUCAGUCUGAGGCUCAGUCUGAGGCUCCAUCUCAGGCUCAGUCUGAGGCUCAGUCUGAGGCUCCAUCUCAGGCUCAGUCUGAGGCUCCAUCAGAUCCAUCUGAGGCUCUGUCUGACGCUCAGUCUGAGGCUCCAUCUCAGGCUCAAUCUGAGGCUCCGUCUGAGGCUCAUUCUGAGGCUCCGUCUGAAGCUUGGUCUGACGCUCAGUCUGAGGCUCCAUCAGAUCCAUCUGAGGCUCUGUCUGACGCUCAGUCUGAGGCUCAUUCUGAGGCUCCAUCUCAGGCUCAGUCUGAGGCUCAGUCUGAGGCUCCAUCUCAGGCUCAGUCUGAGGCUCAGUCUGAGGCUCCAUCUCAGGCUCAGUCUGAGGCUCAGUCUGAGGCUCCAUCUCAGGCUCAGUCUGAGGCUCCAUCAGAUCCAUCUGAGGCUCUGUCUGACGCUCAGUCUGAGGCUCCAUCUCAGGCUCAAUCUGAGGCUCCGUCUGAGGCUCAUUCUGAGGCUCCGUCUGAAGCUUGGUCUGACGCUCAGUCUGAGGCUCCAUCAGAUCCAUCUGAGGCUCUGUCUGACGCUCAGUCUGAGGCUCAUUCUGAGGCUCCACCUGAGGCUUGGUCUGACGCUCCACCUGAUGCUCCGUCUGAGGUUCCGUCUGGGGCUCGGUCUAAGGUUAGGUCUGAGGCUCCACAUGACGCUCCAUCUAAAGCUCCACCUGAGGCUCAUUCUGACGCUCCACCUGAUGCUCCGUCUUAUGCUCAACCUGGAGACCCCUUGUCCAAACCUCAGACUCAGCAUGAAGACGCUGCUCUCCAGGAUAACUAUCAGGUGGUGGCUAUGGAGAUUGAUGGUGACUCUGAAGAUGGUAUAGGAACAAGUAGCAACUCCAGAAACAAACAUGUAGCUGCAUCUACAGCUCAAACCAACAGCUGCACUACCCCCGCCAUCAGUAGAGAAGGUGGUUACACAUGUGCAGCAUCCUCAACCACUGCUGGUGCAACAACCGCCAAAUCAACAAGUAGCAACUCCGAAAACAGCACAGCAAUGAUGUCUACAGCUCAAAGCAAUAGUGACAUAACAACCAGUCCCAGCAGGAAAGAGACUUCCUCCACAUGUGGAGCAUUUACCCCCAGUUCCACUGCAGUGACAGCCGAACUGACUGUAGCCAACUCCAGCACCAGUUUAACAACCAGCACAUCUACAGCUCCCAUCACAAGUGCCUCUGAAACCACCAGCAACAAAGCAGAGAAAACAUCCAGUGCCACUGCAACUACCCCCAAAUCCUCCAGAUUUCACCCGUAUACUAGUGCAGCUACCACCAAAUCCUCUAGAGUUCACCCAUAUACUAGUGCAGCUACCACCAAAUCCUCCAGAGUUCACCCGUAUACUAGUGCAACUACCCCCAAAUCCUCCAGAGUUCACCCGUAUACUAGUGCAACUACCACCAAAUCCUCUAGAGUUAACCCAUAUACUAGUGCAACUACCACCAAAUCCUCCAGAGUUCACCCGUAUACUAGUGCAACUACCCCCAAAUCCUCCAGAGUUCACCCGUAUACUAGUGCAACUACCACCAAAUCCUCUAGAGUUAACCCAUAUACUAGUGCAACUACCACCAAAUCCUCCAGAGUUAACCCAUAUACUAGUGCAACUACCACCAAAUCCUCCAGAGUUCACCCGUAUACUAGUGCAACUACCACCAAAUCCUCCAGAGUUCACCCGUAUACUAGUGUAACUACCACCAAAUCCUCUAGAGUUAACCCGUAUACUAGUGCAACUACCACCAAAUCCUCCAGAGUUAACCCAUAUACUAGUGCAACUACCACCAAAUCCUCUAGAGUUAACCCGUAUACUAGUGCAACUACCACCAAAUCCUCUAGAGUUAACCCGUAUACUUGUGCAACAACCAACCCAUCUGCAGAUUCAGUUGACAGAGCUGCUUUAACUAAAGUUGCAGCGACACACAAAGCUAACACAGAACCUAGCAGUCCAUCUGGAGUACAAGAAGUCUCAUCUCAACUAAUGCAGUCUUCUGAGCACUCUGCUAAAGCUUCAGUCAAAUGUGGAAAUAGUGAAUCCUCUGAGAAGUCUUCACGAGUGAAGAAACCUGUGGGUUCAAAUGCUGAUGUUCCAAAUAAUCCUAACAGUGCUGCACACAGUAACAGGUCUGUGAAAAUUGGGGUGAACUACCUCAUUGAGGUGACAUGUGGGGAAAGGAAGCAGCUCUACUGUCAGCUUUGUGCCUGCAGAAUGAGAAACUCAGGUCAUCUUAUCAGCCACACACACAAGCUCAACUAUGCGAAAAGGAAGUACCCAGGGUGUCCCACCCAUCCGUCUGAGAUUAAAAGUAAGCUGGACCACAUAGUCACCCACUUGGCAGAGAUUGAGAAAGGCCUUGGAACUGCUUGUCCUCAGAGAGUUGAAGUGAAGAUGGAUGUUUACAAAGAACUGAAAACACUUCCAGAAGGCUUAGUCGUAGGAAGAUUGACAGAAAUGUUAAAACAGAGUGGGGGGGUCAGGUCCUCAACAAGUGACCCCAGGGAGGUGUGGACCCCUGACCUGUCCAGUCCAUUUGAUGCUUCUAGUCCAGAUGAUGAGAUGUUGGUGUGGCAGAAUGACACCGCUGGACUUUCUCCUGAGAUCCAGUCUGAGCCUGAGAGCAGACAUGAUGUCCAGAAACCACAUGGAAAGAUUCCAGAUGAAGGGUCUGUUUUAAAAGAGGACAGAGGUCUGGAAUUGACUCUGAGUCUCUCUGCAUCUACAUCAACAAAAACACUCACUGAAGCCUCCACAUCCUCAGAGAGUCAUGAGGAGAGAAACCAUGAGGACAGACCUGAUCCUGGUUCACUGGUCAAGCAGAAGGCGCCGGAAGACUCUGAGAAUACAUCUGUGAAAUACUCUGACACUAAAGAGCUCUCCUCUGCUGAACCAGCAAAAACAGACCAACUAACAUGCAGUCAGAAGGCUAAACCAGGACCAGGACAGUCAACCUGCAGUUUAAGAGCGGAGCUCCAGUGUGCUCCACAGAAACCUCGGACCACAGUUGGAGCGUCCCCUGGCUGCAGUCAUCUAUCCACAUAUUUAUCUGUGAAGAGAUCGAACCCCAACAAGAUCCUAGGCCUGAAGUCUAUCUGGGAGUGUCGGGGGAUCAAACAGAGCACUUUCUUCCUGUGUGAGAGCUGCUGCGAGAGGCUGUUCACCACCGACAUCUGUCAGCACAUAGAGAGUGACUCACACCACCGCAACUACAUGGUGAGAACGUUCAGAGAUGUUCCCUGGUGGAAGGUGGAGGAUCUGACCCUCCAGGACAGACUGGGACUCUUCAGAGAAGCUGCAGGGCUGGUUGCCAUGUGGGAGCAUUCUGUCCAGAUGGAUGCCAAGUGCACUCUGCUGCCACCUAAAGACUUUGAAUAUGUGAAGACGGCUCCAUUCAGUGAAGCUUUAAAGUUUCUACAAGACUAUGAGAAGGAAGAAACAGCAGAAAGCAGCAUCUUUCCUCCCAUCAGCACUCCACAGAUAGAGGGCCAGCUGCCUGAGGGACGGCCAGAUGAAGCCAAGUCUGAGUCCGCAGAGACACGGUCGGCACAGAUGCUAGAGGCGGACGAGAGGAAAGACAACGGAGGCAGACAGGAAAAAGAAAAAGAGCUUUUGGAUGAUGUCAACCAGAGCAGAGGGUCCAGUCUUGAGACCUGCCCAGAAGCUGGUUCUGUUCUUGCUCCAUUCCCUGGUCCAGGUCAGAGUCCAGAAGAGGAGUUAGAGAUCCCACAAGAACUCAGACCACAGGUUACUGGCCAGAACCAGAAUCCAAAACCAACAGAAGUACAUGCAGAAUCCUCAUCUGCUGCUCUUCCAAAAACCAGUCCACAUCUGCCCUCUGCUGAAGAUAAAAGCCCUGUAAGCAGGAAGAGACCAGCUGAAACAUCUGUAGAGACACUGGGCAGGCCCUGCAACACCAACCCACCAAUUAAAGACCCUGGACCGGCUCAAACCACAGUGGUUUCUCUGCAGCCAAGCAUGGAACCUGCUCCACUUCAGCCUGCUCCACUUCAGUCUGCUCCUCCUCAGUCUGCUCCUCUUCAGUCUGCUCCACUUCAGUCUGCUCCUCCUCAGCCUGCUCAAAGGUCUGCUCCUCCUCAGUCUGCUCCACUUCAGUCUGCUCCACUUCAGUCUGCUCCUCCUCAGUCUGCUCCUCCUCAGUCUGCUCCACUUCAGCCUGCUCCUCUUCAGUCUGCUCCACUUCAGCCUGCUCCACUUCAGUCUGCUCCUCCUCAGUCUGCUCCACUUCAGUCUGCUCCACUUCAGUCUGCUCCUCCUCAGUCUGCUCCACUUCAGUCUGCUCCACUUCAGUCUGCUCCUCCUCAGCCUGCUCCUCCUCAGUCUGCUCAAAGGUCUGCUCCACUUCAGCCUGCUCCUCUUCAGUCUGCUCCACUUCAGCCUGCUCCACUUCAGUCUGCUCCACUUCAGUUUGCUCCUCCUCAGCCUGCUCAAAGGUCUGCUCCUCCUCAGUCUGCUCCACUUCAGUCUGCUCCACUUCAGUCUGCUCCUCCUCAGCCUGCUCAAAGGUCUGCUCCUCCUCAGUCUGCUCCACUUCAGUCUGCUCCACUUCAGUCUGCUCCUCCUCAGUCUGCUCCUCCUCAGUCUGCUCCACUUCAGCCUGCUCCUCUUCAGUCUGCUCCACUUCAGCCUGCUCCACUUCAGUCUGCUCCUCCUCAGUCUGCUCCACUUCAGUCUGCUCCACUUCAGUCUGCUCCUCCUCAGUCUGCUCCACUUCAGUCUGCUCCACUUCAGUCUGCUCCUCCUCAGCCUGCUCCUCCUCAGUCUGCUCAAAGGUCUGCUCCACUUCAGCCUGCUCCUCUUCAGUCUGCUCCACUUCAGCCUGCUCCACUUCAGUCUGCUCCACUUCAGUUUGCUCCUCCUCAGUCUGCUCCUCCUCAGUCUCCUCCUCUUCAGUCUCCUCCUCCUCAGUCUCCUCCUCUUCAGUCUCCUCCUCUUCAGUCUGGUCCUCUUCAGUCUCCUGCUCUUCAGCUCGCUGUUAGCCCAUCUCCCCUCUUCACUGAGAAGAAAAAGUCAGGACCUGGUUCUAAAGGACCAGACUUUUCUAGGAGAGGCAUAACUCUGGAUGACCUCAUCGCUCUGGUUAAUGAGAAGAGGUCAGAGAAGAAGGUUUCCUCUGCUAACAGUCCAUUAGUUGGAGAAUUUAAAAUCAAAAGAGAGCAAGCGUUUGAGGAGACAAUGCCUGAGAAAAAGAUGCGAAUGGAUCCAAAGGCUCAGCUGGAUAAAUCUGCAGAUGGUCCAGUUUUACUAUCUGACCCCUCAUCAGAGCCCAGGGACCAUCAGUAUCAGGGAAGUGUUGAUGUUCAAAGCAUGAGUCCAUCCAAGCCUGGUCCUAGUGGAGAGACCACCAAACACAACCCAGAGCAAAAAGCAAACCUGGAGCCCAGCAGCUGGGAGGUUUCUCAGCUGCCGAUCAGUCCCAUCAUCACUGCGAGGCUGGACUCCUCAAAGCACUACAAAACCAGGAGCUACACUGAGGUGAACAUACAGGCCACUCAGAGCUGCCCAACAGUCCCAACAAUGAGCCACAACGACACUCAGGCAGUUUCAGCAGGGUAUGCUCACACCAGCCAAGACAGGUAUUCAUGCUAUCCUCCUGGAGCUGUGGAGGGCUUCACAACACCCACCUACGGAACCGUAUACACUCACAGUUUAUACCAAGAGGCUUCAAUAGGCAGCCAGGGGUCAGGCAACGUCUCCUCACAGACUUUGGGACACAGCACAGCAGUUCCAGCACCUGCAGGAUGGGAGAGUCUGCACAUGCAGCCGCAGCAGACCUUCCUGCAGCCGCAGCAGACCUUAGUGCAGCCGCAGCAGACCUUACUACAGCCUCAGCAGACCUUAGUGCAGCCGCAGCAGACCUUACUACAGCCUCAGCAGACCUUAGUGCAGCUGCAGCAGACCUUACUGCAGCCGCAGCAGACCUUAGUGCAGCCGCAGCAGACCUUACUGCAGCCGCAGCAGACCUUACUACAGCCUCAGCAGACCUUACUGCAGCCGCAGCAGACCUUACUGCAGCCGCAGCAGACCUUACUACAGCCUCAGCAGACCUUAGUGCAGCCGCAGCAGACCUUACUACAGCCUCAGCAGACCUUAGUGCAGCCUCAGCAGACCUUACUACAGCCUCAGCAGACCUUAGUGCAGCCACAGCAGACCUUAGUGCAGCAACAGUUGGUGCAUCAGCAGAUGUUAAUGCAGCAGCAGCCAAACCAGCAGCUGAUGCAUCAGCAGCUCAUCCAGCAGCAGUAUAUGUGGUCGAGUGCUGCUCUGCCUGUUUACUAUCCUCUUCCAGCCAACAGUCAGAUCAUAACUCAGGGCUCUACAAACUCCUCCUGGUUUUUCACAGUAGCUCCAAACAUCAGGAACAGUACGCCUCAAGUUAACCAGGAAAACUUCUCUUUACCAAAGUAGGCCACUAAAGCAGAGUCAACAUUGAAUGUCUGAUGGUUUGCAGCAUGCAACUGUUAAAUGCACUUUAUUUUUUGUAUUCUGUUAACAGUACUACUAAUGUUGUCUUUCAGUGCAGCUGCCAGUAAUAAGAUUCUGUACACUCUAAUGUCUCGAUAGACGGGAUGGCAGUCGUGUCUGUGAGAGCAUCUGAAUUCCUUAUUCCAUUUCAGAACAUACAGAACAUGUGAAAAGAGAAAACUGUUAGACUUCUACAGCUGUUUGCUCUUUAGCUUGGUUUUCUCUACACUGUAUGUCCAUGUGUGUCAUACUAAAUAGUAGUUUUUUGUGAUUGUGGCACAUGGAGCCUUUUCACAUCAGCGUAUAAAAUCUCUAUGCUCUGAUUUUAGGGCUGAUUUCUCUGUUUGGCUGCUUCGCUCUGUUUUUUCACUAAAGAAGGAUACCACACUUUUAUUCACACAUGAAACAUCUGUACAAACUGACACAUUAGUUUAACUUCUGUUGAAGUUGGUGUCCUUAAUGUUUGAAUAAACUGGGUUUAAAUAGAAGGGCUGUGCUUCCAACUCUUCUGAGAACCAUUCUACCAUGUCUGUCAAUGUUUCUGUUCGGCAUUUAUGUGAUGUGAAUUUUGUGCUUUUGUAUUCAAACUUUAAUUUUAGUAAUAAAUAAAUAUUUUAAAGUG
Molecule: messenger RNA, 11071 nt
Organism: Cheilinus undulatus (humphead wrasse)
Lineage: Eukaryota; Metazoa; Chordata; Actinopteri; Labriformes; Labridae
Product: mucin-12-like
Exons: 48
Coding region: 211-10392 (3393 amino acids)
Source: RefSeq, a predicted model, not a curated record